AAAAGCAGGGAAGCCAUCUGAGCCUCAUGGAAAAUUCGAGAUUAUCAAUGUACAGUUAUGGGCAUUUAUUGUGCGGUUGGAGCAGCGGUGUAGUUCUUUUGUGGAUGGAUGAUGGCGAUUUGCUGGUCAGAUACUUGCAACACUACUGUGCACUGGAGGACGCUUGCUAGAAUAUCUAGACGUCAAGAUGUAACUUCAUGUUUGGAUAUUGCUAGCCAAGCAGCUAUCACACACGUCGAGCUUUCAGCCUACCAUGUGACUUCUGCAUGUGACGUCCAUCUGGGGAUCCUUAGCAUAUUGACCCAUUUAGGUGGGGAUCCCCAAUACAAUUAUUUUUUGGCCUUGAAAGACUUAAUAGAUCGUGAGAAUACAAAUUUGUUUGAAGAGAAAGGCUCAAGGCAAACAGGCUGCAUUUUUAAAUUGUAGACAUAUCUAGGAGCACAAAACUCCAUAUUUUUAUGUUGAGAAACAAAAAUUGCAAAAAUACUCAGCUAACUAAAAAUUUGGUGAAUAUAAGACUCAAGUGCUCAACUUUUUGGUGGGCCUGUCAUAACAAAAACUUGUUCUGUGGAACUGCAAAAGCCAGAAGCAUGCUAUUGCUUGUUCUGCCUCUGACUAUAUGGUUUUUUCUCUAUUGAGGAUUUGGAGGGCGGCUAUUUGCGGCACACACCCUUGAGCCCCACUCAAGAAGUUCUUUACUGGUAUCAUCCUUGUGAACAAUAACUUCAAUGAAGCACAAGCAAUCUUUCUUAUCACCCAUCGCUGUUUCAAUUGCUCCGAUCAGCUCCUGUUCAUUCCUGGCCUGUUACAAAACCAUAUAUUCAUUCACUUUUCUUAAUAGUGACUUCAAAUUUACCAUUCAAUUUAAAACACUGAACCCUUGUAGCAAAUUAACCUUUUGUGUCCAGCAAUUUCCUUCACCAUUGUGGAUUGCAUCCACUAAGCCUGUAUAAUUCCAGUUCUUGAUCACAUUAUAAGGGCCAUCAUGGAUUUCAACUUCUAUAGUGUAUCCGCCAUUGUUUAUUAGAAAGAUGAUGGGCUUUUGAUUAUUCCGUAUCAUUGUUGAUACAUCUUGUGCAGUCACCUG
Messenger RNA from Prosopis cineraria, 1087 nucleotides. RefSeq lists its product as uncharacterized. The record is from RefSeq and is a predicted model, not a curated record. Lineage: Eukaryota; Viridiplantae; Streptophyta; Magnoliopsida; Fabales; Fabaceae. The transcript has 3 exons. Bases 109 to 426 code for a protein of 105 amino acids.